Molecule: messenger RNA, 1344 nt
Organism: Macrosiphum euphorbiae (potato aphid)
Lineage: Eukaryota; Metazoa; Arthropoda; Insecta; Hemiptera; Aphididae
Source: the annotation of a GenBank genome assembly
AUGGGCUUUACAUCAUUUUGGAUUCUUGUGGUUUUCGUAGUGUGUUUCGAACAAUCCAGCAUCGCAAACCACGUCAAUGUACUCGGCAAGAACGAUCCUGGCAGAUCAAGACCAAAAAAAUCGGUUGAUGCUGAAAUAUAUGUUGCAAUUCCGCCGGAUAACGUUAAAACUGGCAAACAAGACGGCCCUCCGACGUUGAUACGCUUGGAUCCAAAUUCUCCAAAUAAGUUCAAGGGCAAGUUUCCGACACCAAUCGAACGUUUUAUUCAACGCAUACAAAACUAUUUUUCCGUAUAUAAUCCACCAGAGUACUUGAAUGACUUGAGGCCCGGCAUCAAUAAUCAGGAAGAAGACUAUGGGUACCAGCCGUUAGAAUCGUCAAACAAUACACAGAUACUACUACCAUGUAAUGGUACGAGCACGAUAGUGAUCAUUCCUGUGCCGUUGGAAAAUGAAAACGUUUCUUCCGAUCAAAAUGCGUAUCCAGAAAAACCUGACAAUUAUAUAAUAGCGCCCACGACAUCGAAACCGAAUUGCCCGGAAGAUGUAACUACAACGAAACCGAAAUGUCCUGAAGUAGUAACGCCGAAGCCUAACUGUGUGGAAGUUACUACUCCAAAACCAAACUGUCCGGAAGUGACCACUCCAAGACCAAAGUGCCAAGAAGUCACUACUCCGAAACCAAAUUGUCCGGAAGUGACAACUCCAAAACCAAAUUGUCAGGAAGUGACAACUCCGAAACCUAACUGUCAGGAAGUGACCACUCCUAAGCCUAACUGUCCGGAAGUAACCACUCCAAGACCAAGGUGCCCAGAAGUCACAACUCCGAAACCCAACUGUCCGGAAGUAACCACUCCAAAACCUAAAUGUGUGGAAGUUACCACUCCAAAACCUAACUGUCCAGAAGUGACCACUCCAAAACCAAAUUGUCCAGAAGUGACCACUCCAAAACCAAAUUGUCCAGAAGUGACCACUCCUAAACCUAAGUGCCCGGAAGCAACAACUCAAAAACCACCUUGUCCUCCAAAACAAAUUUCAACAGCAAGUGAUCCUAAACCUAUAUCUGGAUACGGACCUACUGAAGCUCCUCCACUGAACUUAGUAGCUCAGCCCGCUCUUGGUUCUACCGUUCUUUAUUUUUACAAACAACCCACAACAUCACCACCCUAUAACCCACCUGUUUAUAAUCCGCCUGCAGUUUAUAAUCCACCGGCUCCCGCAUAUUACAUACCGAAUACUCAGUUGCCUUACGAAGAAACCACCCGAAGACCCAAGCCGCCUAUUUUACGUUUAAAACAGUUACUAUUCCCCCGUCUGUAUGCAGCUUUUCAUCCUGACGAGUGA